Molecule: messenger RNA, 1227 nt
Organism: Sabethes cyaneus
Lineage: Eukaryota; Metazoa; Arthropoda; Insecta; Diptera; Culicidae
Gene: Abd-B
Product: homeobox protein abdominal-B
Exons: 8
Coding region: 1-1227 (408 amino acids)
Biological process (GO): anterior/posterior pattern specification; regulation of transcription by RNA polymerase II; proximal/distal pattern formation
Cellular component (GO): nucleus
Molecular function (GO): RNA polymerase II cis-regulatory region sequence-specific DNA binding; DNA-binding transcription factor activity, RNA polymerase II-specific
Source: RefSeq, a predicted model, not a curated record
AUGUUACUCAAGCGGAACAGUAAUGACAACCACUAUCCAUCGCUCAGAGUGAGUGAUUUAAUCAUUCGAAAGAACAUACCAAACAUACUAGGUCGGAACAGCAUUCUGGCUAGCGCGGCUUACGGGUCGCACGCUGCUGCCGGGGCCUGGUGGGGGCAGCACUCCCAUUCGGUGCACACGGCCGGUGCUGCCAUGUACGAGGACCCUUCCGGGGGUCAAACAAGUGUUGGCGGCCGGAGUCCACCGUCUCUGCAAAAUACCACCCAUAGCUCAAACCAUAUCGUGCAACAGCAGCAGCAGCAGCAAAGUCAACAACAGGCUGCAGCACAACAGCAACAGCAAGCACCAGCACAGGUGCCAUCACAGGUUACAUCGCAGCAAACAAACUCUUCUUCGGCCGGCCAGCAGAACAGUUCUGUUGUGUCCUCCCAGACUCAGAUUGUUGCACCUUCAACGGCUAGCGAAUCUCCUGCCAGCGUGAGCUCCCAACCUUCAGCAAAACGUCCAGCAUUCGAGACCGAUUCGUCCCGUCUGCGGCACUCCUAUCCAUGGGGCUACGACUCGGGUGCCGAUUCAGCGUAUCAUCCACAGUAUGGACCGUACGGGCUGGGAGCCGACAUCAAGCCCAUGUACUACCCGGGAUAUCCAACCGAGGCCAACUUUCAACCACAUCAUUACUACCCAAAGUACGAACCUGAUGCGUACAUCGCGUCCAGUGAACGUACUCGGGCAGUGACGGCGGACGCUCCUUCGAUACAAUCUAGUUACGAUACGUACAAUUCUACGGGACUCCGGCCGUACAGUGAAACAUAUCCCACUCCCGUUGGUUCCAGUCUUUCCGUGGGAGUAAGCGGUGUAGGUUCCUGUACACCUUCCAACCCGCUCGAAUGGACUGGCAAUGUGACGGUGCGGAAGAAGCGAAAACCCUACUCAAAAUUCCAGACACUCGAACUGGAGAAGGAGUUCCUAUUCAAUGCCUAUGUUUCCAAGCAGAAACGAUGGGAGUUGGCCCGCAAUUUGAAUCUUACAGAACGACAAGUUAAGAUAUGGUUCCAAAAUCGGCGGAUGAAAAACAAGAAAAACUCUCAACGACAGGCAGCACAAGCCAACAGUAGCAGUAGUAGCAGCUCCAGUCAUAAUCAUGCACAGCAACAGUCACAUCACAAUCCGCAUCAUCUAAAUCUAGGGCUGGGCAUGCCUCUGCACGGUUCGAAAAUGCAUCAGUGA